UGUCCGGGCCGCUUGUUUGUUUUUAUUCCCUUCAGCCCAACCGCACCACCUCAGCUCCUCUUCCUCCACCCCCGCUGCUUCCGGAGAGCUCGCGUGGCGUGGCGUCGCGCGUGCGUGCGUGGGCGGGCGCGUGCGGCGGCGGAGCAGCACCGCGCCACCCUCGCGCGCGCGGUCUCGAUGGCCGACGGCGAGCCUUCCAUCACGCGCUGGACCUUCGAGGACUUCGAGGCCUACUACGAGGCGCGCCUCGGCGUCCGCCACGAGCCCGCGGACGACGGCGACGAUGGGGCCCCGCUGCGCGGAUCCGACCACCUGGCCGGCCGCCCCGCCGUACCACGCGCCAAUGGCGGCGCGGACCUCGCCGUAUUCGAGCAGUUCGAGCGGAUGGUGCUGGAGAGGAAGGUAGAGGUGCUCAAUGGGGCUAUAGAGGAUGGGCCGCCGGUGAAACCUCUACUUCCUUCAUUUGAAUCUGCAGAAAUGCGUAAUUUAGCUGAGUCAUUGUUGAGGGAUAUAAUUCGUGGGAGCCCAGAUGUCAAGUGGGAAAGCAUAAAAGGUCUGGAGAAUGCAAAGCGGCUCCUCAAAGAAGCAGUUGUCAUGCCCAUUAAAUAUCCCAAGUACUUCACAGGCCUAUUAUCACCUUGGAAAGGUAUAUUACUGUUUGGUCCACCAGGAACAGGAAAGACGAUGCUAGCAAAAGCUGUGGCUACUGAAUGCAAAACUACCUUUUUCAAUAUUUCUGCCUCGUCAAUUGUGAGCAAGUGGCGUGGUGACUCGGAGAAACUAGUCAAAGUAUUAUUUGAGCUUGCAAGGCAUCAUGCACCAUCUACCAUUUUCCUUGAUGAGAUUGAUGCUAUUAUUAGUCAACGUGGUGAAGCUCGUAGUGAACAUGAAGCUAGCCGGCGAUUGAAAACUGAGCUAUUAAUACAGAUGGACGGGUUGACUAAGACAGAUGAGCUUGUCUUUGUUCUAGCAGCUACAAAUUUACCAUGGGAGUUGGAUGCAGCGAUGCUGCGUCGGCUGGAGAAGCGUAUUCUUGUGCCAUUGCCAGAGCCAGAUGCUAGACAUGCUAUGUUUGAAGAGCUCCUGCCAUCUGCUCCUGGCAGAAUGGAGAUUCCCUAUGAGGUUCUUGUGGAGAAAACUGAAGGAUAUUCUGGCUCUGAUAUUCGCCUUGUGUGCAAGGAGGCAGCAAUGCAGCCCCUAAGACGGUUAAUGACAGUUCUCGAACGCAACCAAGAAGAGGUCCCUGAGGAUGAGUUGCCUGAAGUCGGUCCGGUAACAGCAGAAGAUAUUGAACUUGCUUUAAGGAAUACAAGGCCGUCUGCUCAUCUUCAUGCACACAGAUAUGAAAAGUUCAACCAAGAUUAUGGCAGCCAUGUCCAUGGCUGAAGGAGUCUGUUGUAAGAUAUUUGUACUCAGUAUGUUACUCGUGCAUGGGCUGUUAUAUCAAGGUUGAGUUUCCAUCGUUGAGAUGAAGGUAUCCUUGUAAACACACUGCUUAUGCUUGUAUCCUGUACAUUAUCAUUCAUUUGAUGAGUAAUAAGCUCUUGGGUAAUUUAGCCCCACCUGGAAUAAGCAGAAACUAGGGUGCUACCUACAUUUGGCUCGUUUUACCUAUUUCUCCCGCACUA
Panicum hallii is the source of this 1628-nucleotide messenger RNA. RefSeq names its product katanin p60 ATPase-containing subunit A-like 2. The transcript has 12 exons. The record is from RefSeq and is a predicted model, not a curated record. NCBI's taxonomy places the organism in Eukaryota, Viridiplantae, Streptophyta, Magnoliopsida, Poales, Poaceae. Gene Ontology annotation, molecular function: ATP hydrolysis activity; ATP binding. Bases 178 to 1386 code for a protein of 402 amino acids.